Messenger RNA from Prunus armeniaca (apricot), 297 nucleotides. NCBI's taxonomy places the organism in Eukaryota, Viridiplantae, Streptophyta, Magnoliopsida, Rosales, Rosaceae. The record is from the annotation of a GenBank genome assembly.
AUGGUGUCGGCGACGAAGGAGAUGGUGGCUUACUGCUUCGACACUCUCCUUGCUCACUACAACAGCGAAGAACCUCCUGCCCCAGCCUUCGAUGAGGGCCAACAUCCAUUGUUUGUUACUUGGAAGAAAGUGGUGAAUGGUAGUGAGACUCGUUUGCGUGGAUGUAUUGGAACACUAGAAGCUCGUAGCUUGAUGAAUGGAUUCAAGGACUAUGCUCUAAACAGGUAUUACAACAGAUCUUGUACUUUACAUCUUGACCAUUUCUGUAUCAUAUGCAGUCACAUGUACGCGCAGUAA